Molecule: messenger RNA, 1266 nt
Organism: Sungouiella intermedia
Lineage: Eukaryota; Fungi; Ascomycota; Pichiomycetes; Serinales; Metschnikowiaceae
Source: the annotation of a GenBank genome assembly
AUGUCCUUACAACUUCCAGAACCUGCAACCGGCCAUAAUGCACCAUACGAUUUGGCUCCCGGUCUUCCAUUUGAGUAUGCAUUGGCCGAUGGAGUAGUAGGCUCAGCACUUGAAGUCACAGAGAAAACACCCAAGCUAUUCCAUCCAUUGAAAAUCAAAAGCAUGGUUCUUCCAAACAGAGUGGGUGUUUCGCCCAUGUGCCAAUGCUGUGCAGACAACAACGAGGUUACUGACUACCAUCGGAUCCACUAUGGAGGCUUUUCUGCUCGUGGGCCAGGCUUAAUUAUGAUUGAGGCUACUGCUGUAGCUUCUAGUGCCGGAACGUCUGUGGUGGACUUGGGAAUUUGGAAAGACUCCCAGGCUGAAAAAUUCAGACCAAUUAUCCAGUACGCUCAUGCAAACACCGCAAAAAUCGGCAUCCAAUUGGCCCACGCUGGGCGCAAGUCAAUGCAGUCAGCUAUGUUUGAGUAUUUAGAAAACUGGGACCCCAGAGGUAAGAAAGAGGAGCUUGUGGCUCCCUCCGCCAUCACUUUUAGGCCAGGAGGUAGACUUCCUACACCAAGGGAGUUAAAAAUUGACGAAAUCCAUGCAUUGAUAGAGAAAUUUGGAGCUGCUGCAAAGAGAGCGGUUGCUGUUGGUUUUGACUUCGUGGAGAUCCAUGCGGCCCACGGCUACUUAAUCAAUGAAUUCAUGUCUUCGCACUCGAAUAAGAGAACUGACGAGUACGGUGGAUCUUUUGAAAAUAGAAUUCGUUUCUUGUUAGAAGUCAUUGAAUCCGUGAAAGCCAACAUUCCUAAAGAUUAUCCCCUUUUUUUGAGAUGGAGCGGAAGCGAAUUACAUGAUUCCAAUCCCGAAGCAUGGACCGUGGAAGAUUCGGUCAAAUUGGCUCCAAUCGUGGUGGCAAAAGGCGUCGACUUCAUCGAUGUUUCUGCUGGAGGAAAUGAUUCGGGUGCUGAUAGACCUAAGAAGGGAUUCGGAAUGUUUGUAGACUUUGCUAGAAGAGUCAAGGAGGCCGUAGGUGAUACGGCUGUCGUUUCUGCGGUGGGAAGGAUGCACGACCCAGUGAAAAUUAACGAGUUGCUCGAACAGGGUGUUAUUGACUUUGCUUUAGUCGGCUCUCCGUUUUUGGUGAACCAGGGAUUAGUGAUUGACUGGGCAAAGGCCAUGGGUGUGGAAAUUCAUAAUGCUGCUCCCUUUUGGCCAUUGAGGGCCAAGGGUUCCUUACGAGUAUCCAUUGGCAAAUGGAGUCAUUGGCACUGCCGUUGA